Neoarthrinium moseri is the source of this 1161-nucleotide messenger RNA. RefSeq lists its product as uncharacterized. The transcript has 2 exons. Bases 1 to 1161 code for a protein of 386 amino acids. The record is from RefSeq and is a predicted model, not a curated record. Lineage: Eukaryota; Fungi; Ascomycota; Sordariomycetes; Amphisphaeriales; Apiosporaceae.
AUGAAGUCCACCACUGUUGCCAUGGGCCUCUUGGCCGGCGUUGCCUCCGCCUCCUACAACCACCCCCGUCACUUCCACGCUCCUCGCCCUUACUACCGCCGUGACAACUCGACUGCUCCCACGCAGACGACUUUGACCGUCCAGCUCACUCAGGUCCACACCGUCACCUCGUGCGCACCCACCGUCACCAACUGCCCUGGCCGCAACAACACCGAGGCCUACGCUACCAUGCCCGCCUCUGAGCUGACCACCGCCGAGGUCACCCAGGUCAUUGACUUGACCACCACUGUGUGCCCCGUCACUGCUGCCGAGUCUGUCUCUUCGGCCGUCGUUGGAUCCCACAGCAGCGGUCUGAUCCCCGGCACCACCCACGACGUUACUCCCACUGUCAGCUCUGGCAACUCCGGUGUCACCGUGACCGCUUCGGUCCGCACCACCGACGUUCCUCUCACCAUGACCGUCGGCCCCGAGAGCUCCAAGUCCGUUGUCGUGACUACCAUUCACUCCACCUACACCCAGCAGGUCACCGUGACUCUUACCAAGUCUGGCUCGACCACCGCUGAGAGCAACUCUCCCGUCGGCGGCUCCGGCAACGGCUCCGGCUCUGAGGGCUCCAGCGCUGAGGGUACCACCACCACUACUUCCACCUCGACUGGAACCCGCACUGUCACCGUUGCCCGAUCCUCCACUGCUACCACCUACCCCACCGGUGCCUCUGGCAACUCUGGAUCCACUGGCUCCAGCGGCAACUCUGACAACAACGGCAGCUCCGGCAGCGGAUCUGGCUCCGACUCUGAGACCUGCCCUGAGGCCGUCACCGUCACUGUCACUGCUCCCGCUAGCACUGUCUACGUGACCCAGACUGCUCCCUCCGCUGCUGCCACCGGUGCUUCUGGCAACUCUGGCUCCACCGGCUCCGGCAACUCUGGCUCUACUGGUUCCGGCAACUCCGGUUCCGGCAGCUCUGGCAGCAGCGACGAUGCCGAUGAGGGCUCUGACGACGGUGAGGACGGCGACGACUGCCCCACUGAGACCGAGGACUCUGGCGUCGUUACCGCCACUGCCACCGCCACCGUUGUCCCCUACCCCGUCGGCCCCGUCAACGGCACCUACCCUACCCCCACCGCCGUUCCUACCGGCCUCUUCCGCGUCCGUAACUAA